UUGUUGUGUACAUCUAGCACAUCCAUUUGGGUCAAAUGCCCGUCUUGCGGUCGGAGAUAGGAAGCCAUUUAUCGGCAAGGAAACGCCAUUAUUUACCUAUUUUUGCAGGGAAUUUGGACCCAUUUUGGAUUCUAAAUGAUUGGAAUUAUACGUAAGGAUGACCUCUUCUUCAGGCAGUCCGAUAAGAGUCAACGUUUUCUCUUAAAUUUAGACCACGAUUGGAAUGGGGAAGCUGCACAAGUGAUUUCUACCCAAUUGAUGGUUCCAUUGCGCAUCACAGCCAAGAAACAGGAGUAGAGAGAGAUACACGUACAGAUUUGAACCAAGCAUUAGUGCUGACUGAGGAUCGGAGAGAGAAAGCGAAACAAAAUCCCUCUUAUUUUUGAACUUAUCAAGUUGGAUACAAAGAAAGCUGCAUCGACGUUAUUGCAUGUCCAUUGAACUGCCCUUCUAAAAAUAAGUGGUUUUGAUUAAGCAAUCUCCAUACACAUGCAGCAUUCUUUCGAUAGCUGAUGAGUGACUCCUGAACCACUGUACUGCUAUUGACAUGGAAAGACUUCAUGAUCAACAGACUGAAGAAGUUUCUCGCGGCGCCACCAUGCAUAUUCUACAUUUCCAUGCCGACUACAAAUUGUCUUCUGCUUCCCGUGAUCUCCUGAAUUUGCUCGGGAUGGCUGCUAAUGUGUAAACUGGGAAUACAGCGCAGCAGUUUAGCAGUUGGUGAUAAAACUGAUGAUAAUGAUAAAUGCUCUGUAUUUUAAAAAAAAGCAGCUCACUUCAAUAGAUAUUGAAUUUGUGGAGUGAUUUGUACAGUUUGGUGAUUAGAAUAUUGAGCACACCCUUUAAGAUAAUCCAACGACUAGUAUCCGCAUCUGUGCUCUAAAUGAGUACAGUGCACAUAACUUCACCAAUCUGUUUCAGUAACUGAACUCGAUAUAAGAAAUCAAAUGAUGUCAAAAGGGAAAGUGAGCUGACAAGGGACUAUUUAAACACUGAACACUCGUCCAUAUUGGAUUAUAUAAGGAGCCGUACAACGGAGAGUAGCCAAACUGAAGAAGUUUGAAGACAUUAGGACGUCGGUAGCGUACGGAGGGGACAAUAUGAGUGUCUACAUCGACGUCCACUUUAUACGCUGCCUCAAACGCAACCCGGAUGAGAGAACGCAAGAUGAUCUGCAGUGUAUAUUUGCCCAUCUUCAUGAUCUGGAGGCGCUGCGGUCAUUACGAGAGCCAGCCAUCAGGGAGAUCGCUAAGACGGUCAGAUACGAACGGCAUGAGGCCAACGAUAUCCUCUAUUGUCGAGAUGACCUGAGCACGUGCUGGUUCAUACUUCUCUCAGGGUCUGUGUUUAUAGACCAUGCUAUGUACCUACCAAGAAGCAGUUUUGGUAAACGAACAUCAGGGAGCGGAAGAAGAGGAACAGACUGUUUGAUUUUAGAACCUUCAGAACUUCUUGUGAUUGAUUACCCCGAUGCACAGUUACUGCACCCUGGCCAGAGGCAAUCCUGCACCCCUACCAACCUGGAGCGACUGAUGGCGCUGGAGCAGGACGAAGUCAAGGUCUCCGCCAACCAUAGAGGGCGAUCUUUGAGCGAGGACCGAAGCCACGAGGAUGAUCAUGAGCCUCUUCCUUCUAUACGUCUUGAGCGAGCUCUCUCUGUGGGCAGCGAGAAGAAAUACAACAAAAAGGAUCUCGACGAUGUCCAGAUUAUCAUGGAUAACAACCCCGAUUCCCACCCUCGCCACCUGAUGGCGCUCUCCGCCCACAACACUCCAACGCACACCGUCAGCAGCGGCGAUCGUAGCUCGAUGCACAGCAGUAUGAGUAGCAGUUACUCGGAUAUCUACUCUGCAGCGGAAAACCAAGAUCUGGAUCUGAGUGGCCUGGUGGAGAGCACCGUGGAUUCGGAUGAAGAGGAAUCCAGUGAAUCAGGGUCUCUUCUUGUAAGGGAUCUUGUACGAGACUGUCUGGAGAAAGAUCCGAUGCAUCGAACGGAAGAUGAAAUAGAGCUACUACUAGACUUCAUGCGUCACCUUCCUGCAUUUGCCAACAUGACGAUGUCAGUGCGGAGAGCAUUGUGUUCUGUCAUGGUGUUUGCGGUCGUCAGUAAGGCUGGAACAGUAGUCAUGAAAGAUGGGGAAGAGCUUGAUUCGUGGUCUGUUAUAUUGAAUGGUCAUGUAGAAGUAUCUAAACCGGACGAGAGCGUCGAUGAACUCCAUUUAGGAGAUAGUUUUGGAGUGAAACCAACCAUGGAAAAACAGACUCAUUCCGGAGUCAUGAGAACAACGGUGGACGACUGUCAGUUCGUCUGUAUAGCGCAAGAACAUUACUAUAGGAUAUUAACACAGGGUGAAGAGAACAUCAGGAGAAUAUCAGAGGAUGGAGUCUUGGUAAUGGUCACUGAACAUAGAGUCCUGGAUGAGAGACGGUUUGGACAUGUCGUCAUUAAGGCUACACCAGAUCGACUCGUAUCUCAUCUGAUUGCCAACCAUUCACCCAUUGAUCCUACCUAUGUCGAGGACUUCCUGAUGACGUACAGAACAUACAUGGACAGCCCACAUCAGAUAUGUAGCUGUCUUCUUCACUGGUUCCAUGAUAUAGAAAUGAGAGAUAAGGUGACUCGUGUGGUGCUACUCUGGGUGAACAAUUACUACAAUGACUUUGAGAGUAACUUUGACAUGAUUGAAUUCCUGGAAGAAUUCGAGGACAACCUUGAAAAAGAGAAUAUGACGGGUCAACUGAGGUUAUUACAUAUAGCAGGAGCAGCCAAGGCCAAACCAAGAACAGUUAUUCUGGCUCGAUCAGACAGAGAGUCAUCAUUAGCAUUCAGUAUUGUAGGAGGAUGGGAGAAGAAGAUGGGUAUCUUCAUCUCAAAGGUAGACAAAGGAUCCAAAGCUCAGAAAGUGGGUCUACGCAAAGGAGACCAGAUCCAAGAAGUGAAUGGACACAACUUUGAGCAUGUGACCAACGAGAAAGCAGAAAAGAUCUUAAAAGGAACAACACAUCUCAGUAUCAUAGUCAAAUACAACACCCUAGCAUUCCGUGACCUGCUGGCUUCUCAGGACAGUCGCCCCGGUAGUACAGGUCGUCGGGCCAGUCAAGAGAUAGCCCUCCUUCAGAGCGACCCUCUAGCCAGACUAGGGCUACCGGACAUGACGAUGUCGUUCACCGGUCCAGAAAUCAAGGAUAAAUCCAAGUUGGACAAGAAAGGGGCUUUCGGCAAGAACAAGGCGAAGCUCAUGAGAACCAUGGCAAAACUAAGCAUACUACCCAACAAGCCCAAUGCCAAAGAUGACAACGUGUCGGCUGGAUUGAUGCGUAGCGGUCGUGCAAACAGCCUGGCUAGCAACCCCUAUCUCAGUAACAGUAACCCGGACCUGUCCUCAUUGCCGAGUGUAUCGUACUUUGAUGGAGGAGGAGGGGGAGGGUAUGGCUAUAAUGACUUCCCUGAACAUGUGCUGAAGAUUUACAAGGCAGACCAGUCUUGCAAAUACUUCCUUGUUCAUAAGGAGACUACAGCCAAUGAAGUAACCAUGCUGUCCAUGCGUGAGUUCAAUGUAACCGAACCAGCGUGUACGGGGAAGUAUUCCCUCUGUGAGGUGACUGUCGGUCAAGGUGGACUGGUCAAGCAGAAGAGACUACCUGACCAUCAAGCCAACAUUGCAUCAAAGCUCAGUCUCAACGGUAGACUGUUCCUCAAGAACAACAUGGCCUCAGAGACUCUCAUGCCGGAUGAAGUGGCCGUGGAGCUGCUGAAGGAGAGCCAAGUGAAUUUCCUGCAGCUUGACAGUGUUGAGGUUGCCGUCCAGUUCUCUCUGCGUGACUAUGCCAUCUUCGAGGCCAUCGAACCGACCGAUUACAUAGAGGAUCUAUUCAAUCUCAAGCCCCAAGGCAAGAAGGAUAUCGACAGACUAAAAGCAUAUGAAGAGCUGGUAAACCUGGAGAUGUUCUGGGUCAUUUCUGAGGUCGUGAGUGAGCCCAGUAUCAUGAAGAGAGCCAAGAUACUCAAAAACUUCAUCAAGAUAGCAAGGCAUUUCAAGGAUUGUCACAACUUCAACUCUCUGUUUGCUGUGAUCAGUGGGCUGGGUCACGGCUCAGUCUCGAGGCUACGCUUGGCCUGGGAUAAGGUGCCCAGCAAGUACAUCAAGAUGUUUGAAGAUCUACAGGCGCUGCUCGAUCCUUCGCGGAACAUGUCAAAGUAUCGCAACCUAAUCAACGCCGAGAAUGUUCAGCCUCCUUUGAUGCCAUUCUUCCCAAUUGUGAAGAAGGAUCUGACUUUCAUCCAUCUCGGCAACGACUCGUACGUAGAGGGCCUCAUCAACUUUGAGAAGCAGAGGAUGGUUGCUAGGGAGGUCCGAUACUUCCAUAGCAUGGGCAAUGCUCCAUAUGAUCCCAAACAUCUCCUGACACCCGUCCAGACUCAGAGCAACUCGUACGGCUUCAGCGUUGUUUCAGGCACGGCUACGUUACCAAGGAAACGCAAUCAGAACAGACGCAACUCGGGGCUUCUCAACCCUAAAAAGAUGUGGGAGGAGGCUCAGAUGUCUCGUAGAGUGAAGAUGUACAUGGCGAACCUGACUGUGAUACAAGAUGAGGACCAACUCAGAGAUAUGUCACUCAGAUGUGAACCAGUAGCAAGCUCAGGCGGUAGCAGCAGUAACAGCGGCAGUUACGCCACCCUCCCACGCCGUACCCAUCACAACUCCGCUUCCAAUGUCUCCCAAUCCUCCCUGGAUCCCAGCGAUACCGCCUCCAUUUCCUCCUCCUCUUCCCUCAUGCCCCCGCCCUCCCAGACGGCAUCCUCUGGCCGUCUGCCCCACCCCAAGCCGUCGUCCCCGACGCACGGGCGGGAUCCGAGGGAGGAGAAGCUCAAACAGAUAAUCUAUAAGGACGCGCCCAAGACGUCUUUUGGUGCGACAUCCCCCAAAAACCUCAAGAAACUGCUCUCGUUAUCCGAAGAGGGAGACAAACACAUAAAGACGCUGCGCAUGGAUCGAUCGUCGAAGGGUGACGACACCGUGGCCUCCAUGAUGAGCUCCCCGCCCACCUCACCGGGAGCUAAGUCGUCGAAGCGGUUUCGGAAGCUCGGGAUCGUCAACAAGAUGAACAACAUGUCGACUGGGUCGUUGGAGCCGAGGCAGAGGCGGCCGCUGAGUCCCCAGAGAAGCGAUAGCGGAUACGGCGGAAGCGAAGCGGGAUCCCAAAGCGGUCGGGUCGAGCACGAUCCUCGUAGGAGACACACCGUUGCUUCUGGUCCGCCAGCGUCUGCUUUCAUUGGUGGUGGUAUAGGUGCGUACGACAGCUCCGACUCUGGGGGCGGGCUUUCUUACGAUACGCAGAGCAACUCAUCCUUUGGAUCGUCAUCGCCACCCACGCGUGAUAACCGGUUUGUCAGAGACGCAGGAACGCAUUCCAUGCACACGUACAACAAGGCCCAGGCCUUUACCUGCGGUCAGAGGGGAUAUGCAUCGUACCCAAGGCCCCGCCCCCCUCCCGACUAUCACACGGUCAGAAAGACCGUUUCACAUAAAAAAGUCCCUCCUCCUAAGCUCUACUCUCCGCCCCCUCAGGAGAUGCAAGAGAGAAAACCACCUGAUUAUGAGAUAGCAGCUGCCAGAGCACGGGACUUGCCACGUAGUAGUGAAUCUUGCGAUUUCUACGACUCAGAUAAUGAGCAAGUAUCUGUUGUAUGAUGUCAUCUUUGGUAUACGUCUUCGCUCCGCACCACAAUCAUUGGUAGAUGACCUUACGACCUCCGCUCUCCGACUCUGUCAAGCUCCAAUUGUCCCACUAGGUAUUACGGUGGUAGAUGACCUUAUUGGUAGAUGACCUUAUGACCUUGUGACCUCUGUGCUGUCAAGAAAUCCAGCUCCGAGUGUCAAACACCAGUAGGUCGUACAUUGGACAGAGGAAUCGCCAAACACAUUCUAGUGAAGACAAACUUUAUGCAAGGAGUUCAGCCAUCGUGUUUGGAACUUUCAAAAUGAUCAUGGAGAGCGUCACAAGUGAUACACCUGAAGGAGUUGUUAAGAGAGACCAUGAGGAGGGAAUCCAACUCCAACCGACCUUCAUUCUGUGCUUAUUUUUCAAUUUUAACUGAGAUAUCGAUGUCAUGAACUCCUUAUAACAUUUGAUGAGCUUCUGUAUAAGAUAUUAUCAGGAUGAAUACUCGUAUGACAAAAUAGAAAGUGGCCAAAUUUGAUCCUUUGUUGAAAUGUAUUAUGACAACAAUUACGUGCUGUGAUCUGCGUAGUCCCAGCUGUAGGAAAUCGUGUUAUUUCUUUUGCCAGUCUUCAGGAUUGGCCUCCAGUCCAGUCUGACACAUGGAUACAGAUACCAUCUGCCCUAUACAUCAAUAUGCAAACUCUUGUAUAGGACAGCCGUGUAUGCUUCACAAUGUCUUGUGUAAGUACCGUAGUUAUUCUGCAAGCCACACGAUGGAAGGAAUGUGCAAAGUCUAUAGCAGUCAUAUCUGUGUCUCCUUGUCUUCACGUUGUUUCGGUGCAAGCGGUGUUGCGAAUGUGUUUGUAGGCAUAAAGGAACUAGAUUAACGCAUUGCCAUUGUAGAGACAGAUGAAUGCUUUAUUCUGCAGUUCUCUUUUAUAGACACCGUUUCUCUUUUCUUUUUUAAAAUGUGUUUGACAGUGUGUGUGCAAUUUCUGUACAGAGUUUCAGUUGUACAUUAAUGGUGAAAGUUUUAUCAAUUCCAAAUUAGUUAUGUUUAAAGGGAAGAGUCCCUCCUAUCUUAUGUAUUAAAGUCUUUUUUUUUUAUUUUUUACAAUUCUGUAACAUUGUACAGAUCUUAUGAAUUUGAAUAUGAAUAUGCAAAGAAAGGAAGGAAAAAAAUUGCCACUAUUUGCCAUUGCUAUUAGAAUCUCCCCUGGAGCAUCUUCAGUUCUGUACAAAUAGUUUUAGGGGAUAUAGGUCCGUUUCCACAUACCCUCUUUUAAAAAUUCAUGCGAGUUACGUUGCAUAAGUCAGGAUUGGGGUUAACCACUUUGUAUGUAAAUUGUUUACAGUGUGAACUGAUUAAUUUCUAAUGACUACCUGUAGAACUGGUGUUUUUUUUAUUUCAUUGUUUCAUCAAAUAACCAAAACGUAAAUCAUUUCUCACAAUCACUAUUACCGGUAUGCAAACUGAACUACCCAAAAUUCCUUUGUAUUAUUAUGCAUCAAGCAUGCUUUUACCCCCGACAUGGGCAGAAUUUUGUGAUGUGUAUUUUAUUUUUAGUCAAGACAAUAAAUAAAGUACAAUACACACAACAAAGAAAUGUUGUGGAUAAGAACGUUCAUGCCACAUGUUUGUGUAGUCCCAUGUACACUUUUCUGUGUGCAAUACAUGCGACUCUUGGCAAGACUAAGCCAAUUUUUUAUAAUUUUGAUGAAUCAA
Molecule: messenger RNA, 7390 nt
Organism: Strongylocentrotus purpuratus (purple sea urchin)
Lineage: Eukaryota; Metazoa; Echinodermata; Echinoidea; Camarodonta; Strongylocentrotidae
Product: rap guanine nucleotide exchange factor 6
Exons: 34
Coding region: 1101-5693 (1530 amino acids)
Biological process (GO): positive regulation of GTPase activity; Ras protein signal transduction
Cellular component (GO): apical plasma membrane; plasma membrane
Molecular function (GO): guanyl-nucleotide exchange factor activity; protein binding
Source: RefSeq, a predicted model, not a curated record